GGGCACUCAGUGGUGUCUGGGGCCGCAGAAGGCGCUCCUCUGCCAGCCCUUGUGAGCAAGACCACCAGAGGGACUGGGGCCACGCGGAGCUGCUGGAGGGAAAUUCCAAACAUGCAGAAGUGAAUUACCACCACCCUCAACUGCAGCCUUGCCUUUCUUACCCAGCACCUAGUUAUUUUAAAGCAAAGCCCGGAUACCAUUAUUCAACUGUAGGAAGGUUCUAGAAGUCUGAAUCACAUUAUGUCACCCUCCAGUCUUAAAACCCUCCAACUGUUUCCUCUCACACAGAAUAGACACCCACCCCCACCCCACCCCCACUGAGGGCACAGAUUCCUGUGGCCUUUGCCUGCCUUCUCAGCCAGAAGGAGCUGUGGCUGCCAGGUCAGCUCUGAUGUUGCUGCCCUGCUCCAGUGUGUGGGCCGGGUGUUGGCGCGCUCUAAGGGCCAAGGUCACCCUGUCUUUACACUUUAUUUCAGCAAACCUUCGCUGAGCCCCUGCUGUGUGGGGCCAGCUCUUCUGUCAGCUGGAGUCCAGUGGGAGGGGCACAGGCAAGGGGCAGAUACAGUUGGUCCGCAGUAGUAUUUGCAAAGUUGACGUGUAACUCUGAAAUCAGUACUCAGUCGCUCCCCUAGUUACUUGUAGACACGUGCACAGCGGCAAACACGAGUGGUGGAACAUGCCUGCCCCCAGCUGGUACUGAACCAGGCGACACACUGUCUUCCUGCUUCGUGCAUACUGUAAACAGGUGCCCUUUCCGAGGUGCAUUUAGUGUCACGUUGUUUUUAGUUUAAAUCUGAAUUUGUUGGAGAGGCAGGGAGGGGCAGAGAGAGAGAGGAUCUCAAGCAGACUCCCUGCUGGGCACAGAGCCCUGUGAUGCAGGGCUCAAUCUCGUGACCCUGAGAUUGUGACCUGAGCCUGGUUGGACUCUCAGCCGAGUCACCCAGGCACGCUAUUUUUGCAUUUUUGCACUUUUGUUGGUGAUUUUGCUGUUCAAAGUGGCCCCAAGCGUAGUGGUGCUUUCUAAUGUUCUAAGCUCACAGCACAAGGCUGUGAGGUGCCUUUUGGGGAAAAUAUAUUUGUGCAGGUGUGGGUUACAGUGUUGUUGGCUGUGGGUUCAGUGUUUGUGAAUCAACGUAUACGUGAAAUAAGGUGUUUCAAGCAGAAAGACAUAGAACAAGGUCGUGUGUUGAUCUGCUGGGGACCCCCGUGAGGUGUAAAGUCAUUGUGGCUCAGGGCUAGCAGCUGAACCACGGCUCUGCGGGAAACUCAGCCACUCAUACCCAUCAGGAACAGCGUUUGCAAAGGCCCUGAGGCCAUUGUGGCUGCAGUGGAGUGGGAGGAAGUGAGGGCAGGGGGCAUCCAGGCACCUGGGUAGAUUUUGAAGGCAGAGGCACACCCCUGAGGGUGUGCUGACAGACCGGAUGUGGAUAGAGGAAGAGAGGCCUAGACGACCCUGGGGUUUCCGGCUGAGCACCUGCAAGGACGGCACUGCCAGUGACAGAUGUGGAGGAGCAGGUUUUGGGGGGACACCAGGAGCUUGUUGGGGAAGUUGAGUUCGAGAGAGGCUCAGACAGACAGGUGCUGAGCAGGUGCCUGAAAAUCGGGGGACACGAGGGAGUCGUCAUCAAACACAUAAAGCCGAAGCCUCAGGAGCAGUGCUUGAGGCACGGGUGCGGCAGCUGCAGGCCGAGUGUGUGUCGGAGGCCACGGUGAAGAGGGUCGGCGUGGCUCAAGGACUCCGAGCAUCUGCCCGUCUCCAGCCCCCCGGGAAGGCCCAGGCAGGGCCUGAGGGCACCGCCGAGGAACUCGGUGGCCGCUGGGCCCAGAAACUGGACCAGGAGAAGUUUGCGAUGCAGAAACGCAAGCAGCAGUUGGAGCUGAAGCUGCAGGUGCGAGCCCAGCAGCUGGCUUGUGAGUACAAGCUGCGGGUGGCGCCCCGCCUGCUGGACACCCAGCUGGCCGGUCGCCUGCAACACUGGGAGCAGGAGGUCCCCGAGGGCCUCUGGGAGGAGCAGCUGGUGUGGCUGCUGCAGGAGGCCCCCCGGAAGCUGAGCCCCGAGGUGGAGCAGGCCCCCAAGGCCGGGAGCGCCUCCGUGCAGCAGGAGAUCCGGCAGCAGAGGCUCCUGGCCUUCCUCGAGUGCUGCCUGCUCACGGACCACCUGCCUCUCGCCCACCACGUGCUGGUCACCUACCACGGCCGGUCCCGGCAGCAGCAGCGGCUCACGCUGGCCAUGUACAACACCGUCAUGCUCGGCUGGGCUCGCAAGGGCUCCUUCAAAGAGCUGGUUUACGUGUUCUUCAUGGUGAAAGACGCUGGCCUCACCCCAGACCUGUUGUCCUAUGCAGCCGCCCUGCAGUGCAUGGGACGGCUGGACCAGGACACCAGCACCAUCCAGAGGUGUCUGGACCAGAUGGCCCGGGACGGGCUGAAGCUGCAGGGGCUCUUCACCAGCGUGCCCCUGCGCCAGGAGGAGCAGGCCGUGGUCCUGAAGGCCGUGCGCAAGGCCCAGCCCACCUUUAGCCCGCCGCCCCCGCCACGGCCCCCACCCCAGGUCAACACCUCACCACUGCUCAGGGAGAUCUAUGCCAAGAGCGGGCCCGUGUCGUACCCAAAGCUGCACCUGCCGCUGCAGUCGCUGCAGAAGCUCUUCCGGGAGCAGCUGCGCAUGGAGCUGGCCACCACCGUCACCGUGGAGUCCGUGGAGAAGGCCCGGGUGCCGACCGAGGAGGUCCUGCAGGCGCGGGACACCCUAAAGCAGCUGCGGGCCGAGUGGGCGGAGGCACUGUGCCUCGGGCUGCAGGAACUGAAGGCCAGCGAGGCCCAGGCUGCCCGCUCCUGCCGCUCCACCAUCUUCCCGUACCUGUGCGUGCUGAGCGAGAGGGAGCUCGCCGAGCUGCUGCUGCAGACCCUCCAGGUGCUGCCCCCGCAGGGAGAGUCGCUCCUCUCCCUGGCACAGCAGCUGGGCCUGCGCGUCUUCAACCGGCACACGGUGCAGAGGAAGCAGCUGAGCAGCCAGGUGCGGGCGUUGCAGCGGCGCUACUACCGCUACCUGCACCUGCUGGCCUCCGACACCCAGGUGGCGGCGCCCCCCUUGCCGCGGCAGUACUGGGAGGCACUGGGGGCGCCCGCGGCCCCCCACGAGCAGCCCUGGCCCCUGCCUGUGCUGGUACAGCUGGGCAAGAAGCUAGCCGAGGUGCUGGUGGAGGUCGUGCGCAUGCCCGGCAGCCUGGUCACCCCACAGGGCUCCUGCACGCUCAUCCCCGUGCUCUACCACGUGUACUCCUUCCGCAGCUUCCGCCAGAUCGGGAUCCUGAAGCCACACCCGGCCUUCACCGAGCUGCUGGCGGUGGCCGCGGAGCACACGCUGACCUUCGAGGCGGCCGAGGUGCCCAUGCUGUGCCCGCCGCUGCCCUGGAUGUCGCCGCACACGGGUGCCUUCCUGCUGAGCCCCACCAAGCUCAUGCGCUCGCUGGAGGGCACCAUGCAGCACCAGCGUCUGCUGGACAGCUGCCCGCCCGCCGAGCUGCACGGCGCCCUGGACGCCCUCACGCAGCUGGGCAACUGCGCCUGGCGCGUCAACGGGCGCGUGCUGGACCUGGUCCUGGAGCUCUUCACCGCCAAGGGCUGCCCCCGCCUGGGUGUGCCGGCCCCGCCUUCUGAGGCACCGCGGCCACCCGAUGGCCGCCUGCCGCCCAGCGCCUCGUCCGCCCAGAAGGCCGAGGUGCGGCGGGAGGUGGCCCGCUGCCUGAAGGUGGCACGGGAGAUGCACAGCCUGCGCUCGGACGCCCUGUACCGCCUCUCCCUGGCCCAGCACCUCCGGGACCGCGUCUUCUGGCUGCCUCACAACAUGGACUUCCGCGGCCGCACCUACCCCUGCCCGCCCCACUUCAACCACCUGGGCAGCGACCUGGCGCGUGCCCUGCUCGAGUUUGCCCAGGGCCGCCCGCUGGGCCCCCACGGCCUUGACUGGCUCAAGAUCCACUUGGUCAACCUCACGGGGCUCAAGAAACACGAGCCCCUGCGGGCGCGCCUGCUCUUCGCGGACGAGGUCAUGGACGACAUCCUGGACUCUGCCGACCGGCCCAUGACGGGCCGGAAGUGGUGGAUGGAGGCGGAUGAGCCCUGGCAAGCCCUGGCUUGCUGCAUGGAGAUCGCUCGAGCCGUGCGCACCGCCGACCCCACGGCCUACGUCUCUCACUUCCCGGUUCACCAGGACGGCUCCUGUAAUGGCCUGCAGCACUACGCCGCCCUGGGCCGGGACAGCGUGGGGGCCGCCUCCGUCAACCUGCUGCCCUCGGACCUGCCCCAGGAUGUGUACAGUGGGGUGGCCGCACAGGUGGAGGUGUUCCGCAGGCAGGACGCUGAACGGGGUGUGCGGGUGGCCCAAGUGCUUGAGGGGUUCAUCAGCCGCAAGGUGGUCAAGCAGACGGUGAUGACCGUGGUGUACGGGGUGACCCGCUACGGGGGCCGCCUGCAGAUCGAGAGGCGCCUGCGGGAGCUCAGCAACUUCCCCCAGGAGUUCGUGUGGGAGGCCUCUCACUACCUGGUGCGCCAGGUGUUCAACAGCCUGCAGGAGAUGUUCUCGGGCACCCGGGCCAUCCAGCACUGGCUGACCGAGAGCGCCCGGCUCAUCUCCCACGCGGGCUCAGCCGUGGAGUGGGUCACACCCCUGGGCAUCCCCGUCAUCCAGCCCUACCAUCAGGACUCCAAGGUGUUGAUCAGUGGCGGCAUCCAGAGCCUAACCUUCAGCCAGAGCGGGGACACCACCCAAAAGCCCAACACGCUGAAACAGAAGAAUGGCUUCCCCCCCAACUUCAUCCACUCGCUGGACUCUUCUCACAUGAUGCUGACAGCCCUGCACUGCUACAGGAAAGGCCUGACCUUUGUCUCCGUGCACGACUGCUUCUGGACCCACGCGGCUGACGUGGAGGUCAUGAACCAGGUGUGCCGGGAGCAGUUUGUCCAACUGCACAGCCAGCCCAUCCUGCACAACCUGUCCAGGUUUCUGGUGAAGCGAUUCUGUUCAGGCGCCAGGUCCCCCAAGCACUCCAAGAACGUGUGGCUUGGCAAGCUGCAGGACACGCUGAAGUCCGUGCCCAAGACAGGGGCCUUCGACCUGGAGCAGGUGAAGCACUCCACUUACUUCUUCAGCUGAGGCCGCGGUCCCCAGCGGUGGUCCCCAGCCCCGUCCCGUCCCCAGCCAGGCGCCGCGCGGGCAGCCUGCCCUGUACCAUAGUGUAAAAUAAAGCCGUGUUGUCACCCACGGGA
This is a messenger RNA of Ailuropoda melanoleuca (giant panda), 5269 nucleotides long. RefSeq names its product RNA polymerase mitochondrial (gene POLRMT). The record is from RefSeq and is a predicted model, not a curated record. Bases 1851 to 5156 code for a protein of 1101 amino acids. Gene Ontology annotation, molecular function: protein binding; mitochondrial promoter sequence-specific DNA binding; DNA-directed RNA polymerase activity. Lineage: Eukaryota; Metazoa; Chordata; Mammalia; Carnivora; Ursidae. Gene Ontology annotation, biological process: mitochondrial transcription. Gene Ontology annotation, cellular component: mitochondrial DNA-directed RNA polymerase complex. The transcript has 21 exons.